ACUCCGAGAUGCACGACGCGGCCGGCGGCACGACGACGCUGUCACAGCAGCACGACGCGGCCGCCAUGGCAGCGAGAGAGAGAGAGAGAGAGAGAGAGAGAGAGAGAGAGAGAGAGAGAGAGAGAGAGAGAGAGAGAGAGAGAGAGAGAGAGAGAGAGAAGGGGAGAGAGAGAGAGAGAGAGAGAGAGAGAGAGAGAGAGGGAGAGAGAGAAAGGGAGAGAGAGAGAGAGAGAGAGAGAGAGAGAGAGAGAGAGAGAGAGGAGUGCACGGCGAAAGCGAGAGAAGAAGGUCCAAAAUGGUUGAACCUGCUCUGAUACCAUGUUAAGAUAGCUAGGUA
Closterium sp. NIES-67 is the source of this 337-nucleotide messenger RNA. The record is from the annotation of a GenBank genome assembly. NCBI's taxonomy places the organism in Eukaryota, Viridiplantae, Streptophyta, Zygnematophyceae, Desmidiales, Closteriaceae.